This is a messenger RNA of Westerdykella ornata, 456 nucleotides long. RefSeq lists its product as uncharacterized. Lineage: Eukaryota; Fungi; Ascomycota; Dothideomycetes; Pleosporales; Sporormiaceae. The coding region runs from base 1 to 456 and encodes 151 amino acids. The transcript has a single exon. The record is from RefSeq and is a predicted model, not a curated record.
AUGGCACCGAAAUCCAAAACUCCUCUUGCCUCCACGCCCGAAGCAGCCCAGGAGGUAAUCCGUCAAGAGUUCAAAACCUCGAAAGUGCUAUGGACGGAAAUGACGAGCGGCUUCCCCUCUGUGCGCACCUGCUGCAUUUGCGACCACGAUAUGCCGUCCAGCCUUGACCGAAUCCAAAGCAAACGAGGAAAGGAGGAGAGAAGACGCAUACUCCAUCGUGCCUGUGAUUACCGCGUAUGUCUUCGUGCGGCCGACCGGAUAGAUCCCCUCGUGUUGCAUCCCAGGUCCCCUACACUCCCGCCUGUUCUGAUGGACGUGACAUGUCCUGUGUGCGAGGCGCCGCUUGAUUGGGGGGACGGGGACCUCAUCUCGAGACGGGCCAUGAUGAAUUAUCGAUUGAGGCGGGUGUUUGCUGUGAACAGAUUGUGUCCAGUUCGAACCGUCGAAGAAAACUGA